AUUUUGCAUAAAUACAAACAAAUUCUCUAAUUUGCAAGGAAAAGUAUGUCUAUUAAUUCACACUAAAAUUUUUUUACAUUAUUAAACAUAAUGAGUAAUUCACCGACUAAAACAGCUAUCACCGAAUCCAUUAAUACAAAUUCUAAUGAUAACAAUGAUGCCACUAAAAAAUCAGAUUUUAAAUGUACCCUAUGUCCUCAAAAAUUCAAUAAUAUCCAAGAAUGUUUGAAGCACGAACUUUUGCAGCAUGAUAUUAAAAGAACAAAACGACCUCAAAAGACAUUACGCACCAAAGUCAACGCAAUCCUUGCAAAUAACAGGACAGAUGAACAACAAUCACUAAAAAAAGAAUUACUAAAUGCUCUUCAUAACUGUGAACCAGGACAGGAGCUUCGCAGUAUUUUUAAACAUCACAGAAUGAAUGACGGAAACUUAAUUUUGGUUUAUGAACGCAUCGAAGCUUGUCUAGAGAAGGAACUACAGCCGUUAAGAGGGCUAAGAGUACAUCCUUUCGGGUCUGUUGCAACUGGCUUAGCUUUGAGAGACAGUGACAUCGAUUUGUAUAUUGAGCAUGCCAAUGGUUUUCAAACAACAGUGAAUUUAACUCACCGGACAUUUAAUCGUAUCAAUAAUAUUUUACAACGUAGCAACUGCUUCAGUGAAGUUAUUCCGAUUCGACAAGCCCGUGUACCGAUCAUCAAAUGUAAGCACAAUCCCACUGGAUUCAGUUUGGACAUAAAUUUAUCUUGCCCCAGUAGUGUGAGCAACUCGAAAUUCGUGCGAGACCUGCUGCAAUUCGACAACAGAAUUCAUGAGUUAAUUACGUUCCUUAAAAUAUGGGCUAAGCAGUUACAAUUAAUUGGUCGAGGGAAUAUGACCAGCUAUUGCCUUAUUACACUGGUAUUAUUUUAUUUGCAACAACCACAAUCGAAUCAACCGGCAGUGCUGCCAUCAGUUAAGGAUCUCCAAGCGAAUAUUCCCGAUAAUUUGAUAAUGGGUGUGAAUUAUGCGUACCAACUUCAAGAAAGAAUAUCUCCUUUACCACGAGAAUUGACAACUUCAAGACUAAUUGAAGGCUUUUACAAGUUUUAUAGCAGCUUUGAGUUUGAAAAUUUCCUUAUCUCACCAUUUUUGGGGAUAGCAAUACCACUUAUUGAGUUUAAAAAGGGUCUAUUCAGUUUUCCAGCCUAUAAUAAUCAGUUGCGUGCUGUGGCCAUCGUGAAUAACGAACCUUUACAACCGAUUCAGGUUGAUCGUUGUGUUUGUAUACAAGAUGCUUUUGCUCUAAGCCAUAAUGUUGGCAAGUCUAUAUCUCAACUAAAUUUGGAGUAUUUUCGAAAAUGCCUAAACCUUGCUUGUGAUGUAUACGAAGAUGUAGAUAGUUCAACAGAUGCUCAACGAUAUGAGGCACUACUUUAUAGAAUUAUUGAUCGUUUGGCUCAAUCAGUAAAUAUAAACGUCCCUUUCUCAAGCCAAAAAGCAGACAAACCUUCGCCAACAGAUGCUUCCAAUAAUAGUACCGGCACCGUACGCAGUAACAAUAACCCUAACAAAUUGAGUUAUAGUCUCACACCUUCGCGUUCGGAAUUACGAACAAUCGUAGCGCUCAAUGAAGAAGAUAAUUCGAUGACCAUAUACAAAUUAUGGGCUAAGUAUUAUUUAGAAGCCAUUACCGAAAUCAUUACAGAAAUCUUUUGCUUGGACAUGCAGUCUGCCACACCCACCCAAUAUGACAAACAACAGCGGUUGGAUGAAUAUACUGGCUCUCAUACUUGGCUAUUGAGUGGCUCAGUUGAUCAGUGGUCGGGUCGUAUGCAUCAGCGUUGCCAUAAUAAAACGUUUAUGGAACUGCAGUUGGAGCAAACCAAAAAAUUUACUUCGGAAAGACGACAAAACGCCGCAUUUGCUGUACAAUUAAAUGCCAUAUUAACUGUAAACAUAUUAAACAAUUCCACUGCCAUGGAAGUGGUAGUGACACCGCGAGUCACAAAGGGCCACGCCCUAAUGAAGAAUGAUCCUCUGAGGAAGUUCUUCGCCAGUUUUAGGGCGAGCAUGCAAAACUUUAACCUAAAGGAAAAACUUAACACGAAUGCAUCACAUAAAUCUAUUGAAUGAAUCUUUAUCUUUUAUUGACAGGAUCCAAAUAUUUAAGUAUUUAUCUACAAUAUUUUUAUUUUUUAAACUGACUAUGUAAAUUGGGUUGAAUAAAGUUGUAUUUUAUAAUUAACAGGAACAAGUGAAA
Molecule: messenger RNA, 2242 nt
Organism: Bactrocera neohumeralis
Lineage: Eukaryota; Metazoa; Arthropoda; Insecta; Diptera; Tephritidae
Product: terminal uridylyltransferase Tailor-like
Exons: 4
Coding region: 91-2115 (674 amino acids)
Molecular function (GO): RNA uridylyltransferase activity
Source: RefSeq, a predicted model, not a curated record